AUACCAUGUGGCAAUUCGAAGCACUAUCGUAACAUCAAAGAGUACGUGCCACUCCGUAGUUGCAGGAGAGAUAUAACCAGUCACCUUCAACGGUUGAAAACAUCUCAAGCAAACAUCAAAGGUGAAUGGCAGCUGAUUCUUUUGAGAGCUGGGUUAUUUGAUGAAGAUGGUGAGACGCUCACAAUCUGUCCCCUGCACAGAGAUAUUUUUGGUACAAUCUGGAAUUCAAGUAGACCAGUUGCAAAAUGUCAUCAUCCACUUCAUGGCCGAAGCAUUCAUUCUCCUGUAUGUGCGUUCGUCCGUUCGUUCGUUAGUUCAUUCCUUAAUUCCUUUCCUUCGUUUGAACUUCAUUCAAUAAGUCCCUAUUUGUAAUAUUUUACAUUUACCAGGUGACAUCCGAACACACAGGCGAUGUUGAGAAUCCUCCUUAUGGCGAUCUUAAAAACCAUGUGGUAAGUUUCCGGCUUUCAAGGACGCUUCCCCUACAAUCCGUUGAACGGUAUUUGGAUAUUGCUGAUCCUUUUAUAAAAACUAAAUUACGGUUUAAAAUUCUCCACGCACAUUUACAGUCAUCUACCAUGGAUAAUAUUUUCCUUAUUUCAAUGAAUUUUCGAAUACCUCUCUUGAAAUCAUUUAUUUUUUCCCCCUUUUUUCCUUCUAUUCUUUUUCUUCUAUUUUCAAAUGGAGUUUAUUUCGAAGUUCCUCUAGCAGUAAUGUAAAUGACUGAAUGAAAAUAAACAUUAACUCUUAUUAUCAUUUAAUUACGUCUUCAGGAACAGGCGGCUCCUUUGGAUUCAAACCCUACCACUGAAUUAGGCGACUUCAUAAACGUUAGAGAAAAUCGUCUUGUGGAUGAGUGUCCGGUAUGUUUAUUUUUACUCAUGCAUUGAUUUAACACUUAACAUAAACGACAGAUUAGUUUACAGAUAUUAAUAAUCUGCAUUGCUCUUUAUUUUUCUAAGCUCAAUGUAAUGAACAUGAAGUGAGCAUUGGUAGUCCUCUAGAUGAGUCAUUGCCAGAAGAAGACAUUUCAUAUGAAUGGUGUUCUACUCCAUGUGUGAAAUCGGGACUGAAAGCGGUGAAUGAGUUUAUCCGCUCAGCUCCUUGUGCUCGUGGUAGGAUAGAUCCAGUGGUUCGUCAGUUGAGUAUACCUUGGAAGGAAGCUGCACCAAGCACACAGAGAUAUUACAGACAGAAGGGGAAAGAGAUCAUUGAAGUGGCUCUGGAUUGCCUUGCUCCAGGGCAAGCCAUAGAAUUACUUUCAGAGUUGAUGAAACAUAUGGAGAAAAAAGAGAAGCAAAAUAGUGUAGAUACUGAUGUUAGCGAAAUAUCGCGCCUGAUUAAAUUGUACGAAGAGGCCAACAGUUGGUUUACUAAAAGGCAAAUCCUGUCAGUAUUUGUAAACGAUUACUCUAAAGCACAACUUCAGCUGCUUAUUCCUGGAGUAAGCAUUUGGGCGAUAGAUGAGGCAAGAAGGCAUGCCGCUAAGGUGGGGGUGGGUAAACCAGUGCCACAGAUGGAAGCCAUUACACGCGCAAGACUGGAUCCAAGCAAAGUAGACCAUUUUCUAGAUUUUAUCAGCAGACCAAAUUUCGUGCAAGAUGUUGCGUACGGAACAAAAACGCUAAAAUUGUCGAAUGGGGAGAAGAUGGAGAUUCCAAACGUGGUUAGGACAGUUAUUGCUUCAAGGAUUGUGGACUUAUACCAGCAGUACUGUCAGGAAACCGGUUUCCUUUCACAUGGGAGGUCAACCCUCUUCAGUAUUUUACAGGUACGUAUCAAAACAAAAUCAUGAUUCAAAAUCAGAAGAAGAGCGAAAAAAGAAAUAAAAAUUGGGGUUUUAUAUAUUCUGUUAUCUCAUGUAGAUAUCACGAAGAUAUCAUUAUAUGCAUUGUGUCAUGUUUCUUAGUUUAAACUACUUCUUCAGCUUGAUUAACUGAAAAUUCCUUAAGCCAUGCAUAUAGGUGGGGAUUAGAAAAGAGCAAACGCUCUGGAUGAGAAAAGCAGUAAGUAUGAACACGAGGAGAAAAAUAUAACAAAAUGUCAUUAUUGUAUAGAUUUGUGCAGCAUCACAAAAGAAGUCUUUGGCAGGACUUGACAACAUCGCUGCAGAGGGAUCGCAAGCCUUCGAUACACUUGAAGACGUUGUAAACAGGCUAGGAAAGUUAGGUAAGCUCAGGUUGAUUUAAGUUUUGUCCCAGGGUGACCUGAAUCUUCCCAUUUUGUUUCUAUAUAAUGCUAUUUUUCAGUGCACCUUUAACACUCAAACCACCCAACCUCCUAGGCCAAUUUAAUUUUUAAACUUCUUAUUUCUUCUUUAAGGUUUGUCGAAACCAUUUUUGUAAAAAGCAUAUAUUUUAUACUGUGCAAUUUGAACAAAGGCCUGGCCUCUUAACGCAAUUUAGCAUAUGAGCGGCUUUAUCUUAAAUAGUAGUAAUUAAAAAAAAGAGUGGUAACAUUAGCGUGCCUUUUUAAAGGUAAAAGUUCAGCCUGGGUUCAAGGUGUUAAAGAUCGCUUGAAAGCUGGUAAAAGCUACCUUAAGACAAACUUCAAGAUCCGCGUUUCUGAAGAAAGCCAGUGUGCUGAUCAUUGCCGGGUAUUUGCGUUGUCUGACCCUGAAGAUCAUCUCUGUGAGCAUGAACACACGAAAUCAUGUCAAAGCUGCGACAAUAUCAAGAAUGUUCUUGAGGAAAUAGAACUGGUAUUGUCAUCAAGAGACCUUCACUUCAGGUAAACGAUAACUGAUACCAUGUUCUAUAGUCUUCUUCUUUCAAAGCCAAAAACCUAAACGUUCUUGCAGUCAAAACCAAAGAAAGAAGACCGAUUUCUCCCCUAACAGAUUUUAUAUUGUUCAGUUUAUUGUUGAUCGUUUCAUUUUACACAUGCAAAAGAAAUUCUUCACAGGAUAUUACGAGAAGAUAUAUAUUGUAAUUUUACCUGAUCAUGAAGAGUAAGUUUUCUAUUUGUCAUAUCUUAAUCACCCUUUUUGCAAUUGGAAAUGGGUGGCUCAGGUGACUGAAAUCUACAGUCGUUUAACUUCGGAAACAAUGCCGCGUUUACUUCAUUAAACAAAGGAUCAGGAAAAAUAUACCGUGCAAAGACAAGCAAAUGAUGUCGCCCUAAAACGUCAAGAAAUUAUAAUUACACCUUUGAUAACAAGGAAACCAUCAACGUUUUUAUUUUGAUUUUUAGAUAUCAAGACGAAAAGGGGGAACUAGAGCAUGACAUUAGUAACGCUAUAGACAAGAUUGAGCGAUGGAAGGCCCACAUCUUAAGAGCAGUACACCAGGACGUAGCAAAGGAUGAUAUCCUCAACAAUAUGACGCCAGAGCAAGCUUUAAUUAUCAUGGAUUGGGCUAUGAAAUUCCUUCCGUUGAAGUAUAGGGAAACGCAAGGAGAGUGGUUUGGAAAGAAAGGCCUCUCUUGGCAUGUCACAGCCGUGAUAAACCGAAGGAAGAGUUUGAGGUAUUUUCUACAGGCAUAUCCUACAUCUGACUAUGGACAUAUCCAAAACGGUGCAUGAUGCUUUGUCUGUCUCUGUAUGUACUACGCCGCUCAGUCGGAUUAUGCGCAAAUCCUUUUUUGACAACAUGGAACUACACUUAUACGAAACGUAGGAAUUGCAUGCCGAAAUUUUAUCUUUUAAAAGGACACCUGUAGGGAUCUCUUCUGUUUGUUGACACUGUGUUGAUUCUCGUGAGCCACCGUUUACAGGAGGUUUGACGGUAUAUUCCUUAAAUUACCAUUUCAGUUUCAGAUAUUGUAGUAGUCGAAUUUGUGUCCUAAAUAGAAGAAAUGCUGAGUUUCCUACUUAUUCCCUGAGUAACAGUAGAGUUAUACACAUUCACUUGCUGUACAAAAUGCGGUAAAGGCAAUGUAUAAAUUAGGUAUUGACAGUGGAGGUAGGUCGGUGUCCGCGUAACAGGUUAAAAGGUUACACUGAUUACUUUAUUUGCACAUUCUACUGAGAAAAUAAUCCCUUGAAAUCUUUAGCUAUGCAGUGCAGGAAGCCGAUAGUGUAACAUUAUUUCUUAUGUUCAUAUGUAUAGGUAAGGACAUACGUUCAUCUGCUGGAUCACUGCAUAGAUUCUUACUCCGGAGUUAGAGGUUGCCGUGCAUAAGUUGUAAAGGUGGACACUUGCGCACAGGAUCUGCAUAAUCACAACUGGAACGGAGUACUCAUGUAUUCAAACUUCAAGUUUUGCGCAGACGGAAUCAGGAUGUGGAAAGCCUUUAAUGUUGGAGAAGGAAAGUUCGUUCGUUACGAUAAGCUAAUGAAGAGAGGCACCAGCCAGGGAAGUACCCGACUGGAGGUCAUUGAGCCCUUCACAUCCUCGCGUGUGUCGACUGGCUUCUUGUACAAAAAUAGCAAAACGACAGAAAACAAAAGUGAACCUUGUGAAUUCAGUUGCCCUCAACCAGGCUGCAUCAAGUUAUUCAAAACGACAACAGCGUUGCCAAAUCACCAGGACUUUGGCAAGCACAUUUUUUGCACCCAAAAGGAUUCCACGCAUGACAGUAUUAAGCGUAAAUGGGCUAACGCAUGCACCAACCUACGCCCUUCAUAUAUUCCAUCUAAAAAGAACCUUGAAGGAUUGA
Porites evermanni is the source of this 4599-nucleotide messenger RNA. The record is from the annotation of a GenBank genome assembly. Lineage: Eukaryota; Metazoa; Cnidaria; Anthozoa; Scleractinia; Poritidae.